GGUGUUGGUGACAUGACAGGGUGGAUAUGUGCGCAUUCACAUUGGACAGAUCGAUGCUAGAAAUAGCUCAAGCUUUUUGAGAGUAUGAGGUGAGUCGGUUUCGCCAAGUGCCAGAGCCACCUCGGCUCAAUAACGUGGAUAAAAAAAAUAUACUCUCAAAUUAUCAAAAAUUAAAUUACAUACAUCCACAAAUAAUUCAAAAAAACAUCAAAAGUUUCCAAAAAAAAAAUAUAUAUUUAUAAAUAUAAAAAAAAAAAAAAAACAUAAAAAAAAAGGUCCGAUAAUUUUUAAUACAUUCCGAUAGUUGAAUUUUUAAUUAUUGUUAAUUAAUAUACUGUUCGUGAUAUGUGAUAUAUAAUUGUUGUAAAAAUAUUAUAAAAAAAAAGGAUAUUUACGCGUGCGCUGUUUUCACGACCUUCGUAUAUUUCACCUACUAUUUUUUCUUCUUUUUAAUCUUUUUAAAAUAUUUUAAUUUUAAAUUAUCAUCAUCAUCAUUAUCAUCAUUUCCAUCGACAAAUUAUAAUUAUUUUUUUCAUUGAAAUAAAAAUUAAUUAAAAAUUCAAGAAUCUUGUCGUUUUUUUUUUUUCAAGUAAAUUUUUAAAAUCUUUGAUUCAUCUGAUAAGAAAAAUAGAAAAAACUAAAAACUUUAUGGUGCCGGGUUUCGGGGGAUGAUGAGGCUAAAACAAUGUGCAACGUACCAAUGGGGCUCAUGAGGCUUGAUUCAGGCCUCACCCACAUCACGUUAGGUUUAGAGGAUGCACAAAUUAGCCAAGGGCCUUAAGAAGAAAAAAAAGCAGAAGAAGGGAAAAAAAGGAGCUGAAGAAGACGAGUUUGAUCCAGAAGAAUUAGAACGUUAUAGACGUGAACGGGCAGAGGCCCUUGAAAAAGCAAGUGAAUCAACUGGUGAACAAAGUACAACAUCAUCUUCAACAACAACAACAACUGGUGAAGCAACAACAACAUCAUCAUCAACUGCUAGUGGUUCUGAUGAAUGGAAAAAAUUUCAAGCAUUAACUGCUGGUAUUGACUCUGUAUUAAAAAAAACUCAAGGUGAUUUAGAUCGUAUUAAAUCAACAUCAUUUUAUCAAAGAAAAACACCAAUUGUCGAAGAACAAAAACCCAUUGAAGAUCCAGAGACUAAAAAAAAUCAAGAAAAACGUUAUGUUGGUUUUGACAAAGAUGGUAAUCCAAUUGAACAAAUAAAAACAAAUACUGAUGAUAAUAAUAAAUUAGCUGUUAGUGAAGAAGGAUUUGUUGAAAUACCAGAUGAUGAUGAUGAUGAACAAGAUGAUUCAAAUGAAGAAGAUAUAUUUGAUACAACAUAUGUCGAUGUUUUGCAAAAUAUUGAUGUACAAUUAGCCUACAUACCAGACAGUCCAACUGAAGAAGAAUUUGGUGAUGAUCCAUUUGACACAACAAAUGCUGAUAAAGUUUUAAAAACAGUUGAUAAAAAAGGUAAAAAAGUUGUUAGUUUAGGUAAUGCUGUUGAGGUAUUAUCAGGACGUAUUGAUCAUGUAAGUACAUGUAAAAUAUCAAGACCAAGAAAAAUAUUAACACAUGAUUUAUUAUUAGAUGAUAAUGAUACAAUUGAUUGUGAUACAACAAAUCAAGAUUCAAUAAAUGAAUCAAUUGAAAUUGAAAAAACAUUACUUGAUGAUGAUACUGAUAUUCCAGAUAUACCAAUUGAUUUAACAAAAUUACCAUCAGUAUUACCAAGACCAGUAACACCAUUAGAUAAUAAUAAUAUUGAUAAUAAAAUAUAUGAAGCACCAUUAGAUAUAUCUGAAUUUGAACUGUUGAGUGAAAAAACAAUACUCGAAGCAAUACCAGAUUUUGAUGAUAUUGAUAAUAUUGAUAUUGAUAAUGAAGCAUCAAAAUUAGAUGAAGCUGAUGAUCCAUUUGCUGAAAAAGAACCAGAUAAUACUGAACAAAAUAUUGAAAUAUAUGAAGCUAGUUUUGUUGCAGCAACAUUUGUCAAUGAGGAAGAUCCAUUUGAUACAACAUUUGCUGAUAAUAUAUUACCAGGUAAAACUGAAUUAAAAUUUAUUGAAAAAGAACUUGAUGAAUUACCAGAAGCUGAAGUAUCAAUAUCAUUAAUUGAUCCAGCUGGUUUAAGACGUGAUUAUGAAACUGGUAAAUUAAAAACUGGACAAGAUACAACAACAUUUACAAUUAAUAAUAAUAAUAAAGAUUUACUUGGUGGUUCAACAAGUGAUUUAAAUAAAAUUGCUGAUUUACCAAUUGUACCAAUUGAAGAAAUAAAAUAUACUGAUCCAUUUGAUACAUCUGGAAUACAAGAACCAUUACCAGGUAAAAUUGAAUUAAAAUUUUUAGAACAAGAAUUAUUAAGUGAAAGUAAUAAUAAUUCAUUGGAUAAUUUGGAUGACGACGAUUUUGAUCCAAGAAAAGAAGAAGAAAAUAUUAUUAAACCUAGUAUUGAGGUAAUUAUUCAAGCUGAAGAAGCUAAUGGUAAUUUGAUAAAUAAAGAGAGAAAAGCAUCGAGACCUGAGGCAUUGAGUCUUGGUGGUGGUAAAAGUGUUGGCUUUGAAUUACCAACACCAUCAAAACGUCCUGAUCUUUUAAUAACAAGUGAUGAAGAAAAAUCAAUUUCAUCAAAACCAUUGACACCUUAUUAUACACAAAAAUCAAUUGAAGAAUCAUUACCUGAGGUAGAAGAAGAUAACGAAAUAAUUGAUGUUGAUCCAUUUGACACAAGUUUCGUUGGUAAAGUUGCACCAGGUAAAACAGAACUUAAACUUAUUGAAAAAGAAUUACUUAAAAAAGAGUCAAAAUUAACUCACAGUACAAGUAAUCAAGAUUUAAAUUUAAAUAAUCAAAUUGUUAAAAAUAUUGGACGUCGACAAAGUGAUUUUGGCACAACUACAGUUAGACCAAAAAGUUUAAAAUUAACUGACCUUGAAGAUUCAUUGAUUGAAGAUAAAGAAGAAAAUAAAUAUAAUAAUAUUGCUGAAAUAAAUAAAACAGUACAUAAUAAAAAAUUUACAAAACGUCAAGAGAGUUUAUUAGAUGCUGAUGUUGUAGUUGAUGCUAAACCAUUGACGCCUAAAAUUGAAAAAGUCAACGAAGAAGACGAGACAGAUAUAUCAUAUGUUGAUCCAUUUGAUACAUCAAUUGCUAAAAAUAUAUUACCAGGUAAAGCUGAAUUAAAACAAUUAGAAAGUGAAUUAAGUCAAAUAUCAACAGAAAUUCAAAAAGUUAGAUUACCAAAUAUUGAUCUUGCUAAAGUAUCAAUACCAGUUGCACCAAUAUUACAAGACGAAGAUAAUUUUGAUCCAAGAGCUGAAGAAAUUAGCAGUACUGAAGAUUUUCUUGCGCUUGAUCAUCAAGAUUUAGCUGAUAAAGUAUUAACUCCAUUGAGUAAUAAAGAAUUUUUACAAGAUAAUAAUAAUAUUGAUCCAUUUGAUACAAGUUUUGCAUCAAUUGGACCAGGUAAAACAGAACUUAAACUAUUAGAAUCUGAAUUAAUAAUUUUUAUCGAAUUAUUAUUAAAAAUGGAUAACAAAGGAGGAAAUCCAUUUUUGAUGGAUUAUCCAUCAGAUCCAGAUCCAAAUGCAAAUUCCCAAGCAUCAAAUCCAUUUUUACAAGAUUUUGAUGAACCAGCAUUACCAACUGGUGUUGAUAAUCCAUUUUUAAAUUUUACAAGUGAACCAGUUGCUUAUGAGCAUCAACAAUUACCAACAGACUCAACAAAUCCAUUUGCAUUUUUUGAUUCAUCACAUGAUGAACAGUACAUUCCAGAAUCAACAGAACCACCAGCACCACCACCACCAACAACAACAACAGCAGCGACAGCUGAACAAACAACUUCAUCAUCAGCAGCUGUAGAUUUAUUUGGUGUUGAGGAUAAAAAUGUUAAUUUAUUUGGAUCAAUUGAAACUGAACAAUAUACACAAGAUCCACAAGAUAUAUUUAGUCCACCAGCAGCACCACCACAAGAGUCACAAAUUUUUAGUCCACCAAAAGAACAACAAGCAAUAUUUAAUCCACCACAAGAACAAGCAUUAUUUAGUCCACCAAAAGAAAAAACAUCACCUUGUUUACCUAAAAAUGAACGACCACCACCACCAGCAAGACCAGCUCCACCUCCAAGACCAGCACCACCAGCACCACCAAAACAUACACAAGAUUUAAUAUUAUCAGUAACUGGUACAAUGGAUGCAACAUCAAAUCAUUUACUUGAUCGUUUACAAGCAACAAGAACACCAAGUCCAACAUUAUUACAUUCACCAUCACCAACACCAGAUCAUAGUUUUGCUGAUCUUGUUGAUGUUGAUUCAAGUAUACCAGAUUUAAUACCAGAUGAUAAACAAAUAAUUGAACAACAAAAAACAGAUAAUAUACUUGAUUUAUUUGAUGCACCAAAUAAUCAACAAUUAGAUAAUACUGCAGCAUCGAUUUUUUCAACAUCUGCAAUGGAUAAUGUUACGCAAUCAACAGAUGAAAAAAUAUUUACAAAUGACGUAAUAAUAACGUCAAAUAUUAAAACAGAUAAUCCAUUUGAUAUAAAUGAUAAUAUUUCUACUGUUGAUGAUGCACCAGUGACUGAUGAUAUUUUAGAAAUUAAAAGAUUAUCAAUUGAUGUUACAACGUCAAAUAAUUUUGAUGAUUAUUCAUCUAAUAUUGAAGAAAAUAUUUCUGAUAUAUCAGAACAUGUUGAAACAAAUAUAUUUACUCAAGAUAAUAAUAUUACAAGUGAUUAUCCCGAAGCAACAGAAACAUUUACAACUAAUAUUUUUAGUAAUGAAAAUACAGUAUUUACAACAGCAACAACAACAACAACUGGACCAAGUGAAAUUAUAGAUACACAUGUGCCAGUUGUACAAACUAAUAUAUUUUCAAAUGAUAAUGUUGGACAUGAUUAUUCAUUAGCUGAUAAUACAAAUGAUUAUUCAAUGAGCUCUUAUCAAGUUGAUGAAAAAAUUGAUAAUUUUACAUCAAUAAAUAAUAAUAUGACAAAUAAUAGUGAUAAUUUUGAUGCAUUUUCAUCGAAAUUUGAUAUGGCAGCUGAGCCAGAAAUGAAAACAACGAUAGAUGCAUUUGGUGAUCCAUUUGGAUCAUCCGCACCUGCACCAGUUGAUACCUCAAGUGAUGUUUGGGGUGAUUCUGCUGGUGAUUUAGAAAAUACAACUGGUUUUGAUGAGAAUGAUGGAUUUGAUUCAUUUUUAAGUAUGACUGCACCACCUCAAGAACCAGCUAAAAUAAAACGAAAAAAUUCAGGAGAUUCUGAUGGAGCACCUGAUUUUAGUGUUUUUAUCAAACCAAGAGAGGGUGAUGUUGGAAUUGGACCAGUGCCUGUACUGGCACCACCACCAAAGAGUCCAGUUAGUUCAGCCUACAAUGAUUCAUCACCGAGAUUUAAUCCAUUUGAUAAAUCUGGUGGUGGUCUUGCACAAGAAGCUACUGUUCUAUCUGAUGUACCAACAUCUGCAGAAAUGACAAGAACUGAUUCUCAAGAAACUCCACCAACUCCAUUGUUUGAUGAAGAUGUCAGUCAACCACUUGAAGAUUUUCCACGUGUAACAUAUACUGGUGAUGGCUGGGAAAUGCAAUUACGUCAACCAAAUAAAAAAAAAAUAACUGGUCAAAGAUUUUGGAAAAAAAUAUGGGUUAAAUUAGUUUAUCAAGCUGAUAGUCCAGUAUUACAAUUAUUAAAUAAAAUUGAAGAUAAAGAUCCAUUUCAAGAACUUCCAUUAUUAGCAUGUUAUUCAGUAUCAGAUAUUGGUGCACAACAAUUUGAUCAAUAUGGAAAAAUAUUUACAGUUAAAUUACAAUAUAUAUUUUAUAAAGAACGUCCUGGUGUUAGACCAGGUCAAGUUACAAAAGCUGAAAGAUUAACAAAUAAAUUAAGUCAAUUUGCUGCUUAUGCAAUACAGGGUGAUUAUCAAGGUGUUAAAGAAUUUGGUAGUGAUUUAAAAAAACUUGGUUUACCAGUUGAACAUGCACCACAAAUAUCACAAUUAUUUAAACUUGGAUCAAUGAAUUAUGAAGAUAUGAAAACAUUUUCAUCAGCAAUUGAUGAAGCAUUAUUUAGAAUACAUGUACAAAGAGAUCGUGCAUUAACUUAUAAAAUGGAAGAAGUACAAAUAACUGUUGUUGAUGAAAAUUAUGUUGAACAAAGUGCUGAUGGACAUGUUGAUAAACAAAUUGCACGUGUUAGAUUAUUUUUCUUAGGUUUUUUAUCAGGAAUGCCUGAUAUUGAACUUGGUAUAAAUGACAUGAGACGACAGGGAAAAGAAGUUGUUGGAAGACAUGAUAUUAUUCCAGUUGUAACUGAAGAAUGGAUACGUCUUGAAAAUGUUGAAUUUCAUUCAUGUGUACAACAAGAUGAAUAUGAAAAUACAAAAAUAAUCAAGUUCAAGCCACCAGAUGCAUGUUACAUUGAGCUAAUGAGAUUUCGAGUACGACCACCAAGAAAUCGUGAGCUUCCAUUACAACUUAAAGCUGUUAUGUGCGUCACUGGUAACAAGGUUGAACUUAGAGCAGAUAUUUUGGUACCUGGUUUUGCAUCACGUAAAUUGGGACAAAUACCUUGUGAAGAUGUAGUUGUUCGUUUUCCAAUACCAGAAUGUUGGAUUUAUUUAUUUAGAGUUGAAAAACAUUUUAGAUAUGGUUCUGUUAAAUCAGCUCACAGAAGAACUGGUAAAAUAAAAGGUAUUGAAAGAUUUCUUGGUGCUGUUGAUACAAUGGAACCACAACUUAUGGAAGUAACAUCUGGUCAAGCUAAAUAUGAACAUCAACAUCGUGCAAUUGUUUGGAGAAUGCCAAGAUUACCAAAAGAAGGACAAGGUGCUUAUACAACACAUAAUCUUGUAUGUCGUAUGGCACUGACAUCAUAUGAUCAAAUACCAGAAACUUUGACUGAAUAUUGUUUUGUUGAAUUCACAAUGCCAGCAACACAAGUAUCACAUACAACAGCAAGAAGUGUUAGUCUACAAAAUAGUGACAGUGAUGAUCCACCAGAAAAAUAUGUUAGAAAUUUAUCACGACAUGAAUACAGGGUUGGUAUUGAGCAUACACAGGGUGAGGGUCCAGGUGCUUAUGUUUCAGCAACUAAAAAAAUACCAGAAAAAACACCAGAAGUUAUUCAAGAAGUACAACCAGCAGCUCAUGAAUCUGACUCUGAUUCAUCAGAGUAAAUACAUUUAAAAAAAAAUAUAAAUUGUUAAAUGAUAAAUAUUAAUAUAAUUAUUUUAAAAAAACAAUUUAAAGUCAAGUAAAUUAUAAAAGGUAAUUAAUUUUAAUUAAAAAAUUGCUUUUAAUGUAGAUUAUUUUCUAGUCUACAUAAUAUAUACGAAAAAAAAAAAAUACGUAAUAAUAUAAAAAGCUUGCUUGAGAUAAUGACAAGAAAAAUUAAUUGUUAAUAAAUGACAAUACACUGCAUUUGAGUUUGCUAAUUGAAAAAAAAAAAAAAAAUUCAAUUCAAAUAAACCCAGG
Molecule: messenger RNA, 7455 nt
Organism: Aphidius gifuensis
Lineage: Eukaryota; Metazoa; Arthropoda; Insecta; Hymenoptera; Braconidae
Product: protein stoned-B-like
Exons: 11
Coding region: 756-7157 (2133 amino acids)
Biological process (GO): intracellular protein transport; clathrin-dependent endocytosis; synaptic vesicle endocytosis
Cellular component (GO): synaptic vesicle; AP-2 adaptor complex
Molecular function (GO): clathrin-cargo adaptor activity
Source: RefSeq, a predicted model, not a curated record